Molecule: messenger RNA, 2721 nt
Organism: Wyeomyia smithii (pitcher-plant mosquito)
Lineage: Eukaryota; Metazoa; Arthropoda; Insecta; Diptera; Culicidae
Exons: 2
Coding region: 1257-2198 (313 amino acids)
Source: RefSeq, a predicted model, not a curated record
CAAUCGGACGCGGAUAUGUGAUUACGGAUGCAGAUGUUGAUGCGGAUGUCAAUUUUCAUGCGGAUGUUCCGCAUUCGCGGAUGUGAAUGCGGAUAUCCGUAGCAUCCAUUGUGUUUUAUUUUGUUUAUUUCACAUAACCAUGCCCCUCCCCAGUGCAAAAGUUAUUUGGGCGAGCAGUAAAUACACCAAGGAAAAUUUUCUGCAAUAUUUUAUGAAGCGAUUUUUUUUUUCAAUAUCCGCAUGGUAUGAUGCGGAUGGGUUGGCAAAUGGCUGGACACGUGUAACUUGAGACCCUAAUGUGGCCAUUCACCUCUGUCCAGCAACUCCCAUCCCAACCUCCACGUGGUGCCGACCGGAAUACGAGUAACCUUAGCGGAGAUCGGGUAACCAACCCCGGUGGAAACUAUGGUCGUAUGCUGACUGGGAAGGGGGUCGUACGCGGCUGUAUCCCCAUAGGGGCGGCGUACAACAGCGUCUGACCCGGAGCGGGCGGCUGAAUUAUGGAAUGCUGUAUCCCGCCAGCUACACCUAAGAUGGCAGCCCCAUCAGCAGGAUGUAGGUAUCGCGACCCUGGUAAGGUAGCAUACCGAAACCUUUCAUCAACCACGAGCAACGAUUUUAGAAAUACGGAACGGAUCAAUCGGCAAAGACCUAGGCUACGAACACGGAAAAAGAUUAAGGUAAACGAUUGGAAAUUGGGUACUUGGAACGUCCGAUCUCUCAAUGAACCGGCGCGGGCUGGCUUGCUUGCUCGAGAACUACAGCGGCAGGAAGUCGAAAUCGCAGCGAUUCAGGAGGUUCGGUGGCCAAAUUCCGGAGAAAGGGAAUUCCGUGCAGUAGACCCUAUUGCAUGCACUUCUUUCAAGUACCACAUCUAGUACAGUGGCGGCAAAGCAGCGGAACGGGGCGUCGGUUUCGUAGUGCUGGGAAAUCAGAAAACAAGAGUCAUCCGGUGGAGGCCCGUAGAUGACCGUAUAUGCGUGUUGAGGAUUAAGGGCAAAUUCUUCAACUACAGUUUAAUCAACACCUACGCACCGACAAACGACAAAUCCGAUGAAGUCAAAGAUGAGUUCUAUGACAAGCUUGAGCGAAUCUAUGACGCGUGCCCAAAACACGACGUAAAAGUCGUCAUCGGAGACGCAAACGCACAGGUUGGUAGGGAGGAAUUCUUUCGUCCGGUCAUUGGAAGGCAUAGCCUCCACUCGUCAACCAAUGAAAACGGCCUGAGGCUGAUAAACUUUGCCGCGGCCAGAGGAAUGGCCAUAUGUAGCUCCUAUUUUCCACGUUUGAAUAUUCUGAAACACACCUGGAGGCAUCCAAAUGGAGAAGCCUGUUCCCAGAUCGAUCACGUACUGAUUGACGGUCGGCACUUUUCGGAUGUUACUGAUGUUAGGUCUUUUCGGGGACCAAACAUUGACGCUGACCAUUUUCUCGUCGUUUGUAAGAUCCGCGCACGGUUGUCGAACGUGCUGAAAUCUCGCACAGAGAGGACGACGCGUUUCAACAUUCAGCGGUUGAAAGCUGAUGGCGUGGCAGCAGAAUACGCCAGAGAGCUGGAUCAACGGAUCGCAGAACAGCAGGAGGAAGGAGUGGAAGACAUAAAUGGGCUGUGGAGCAGUAUUCACGGCGCCAUCGAAACGACUGCGAGAGAAGUGGUAGGUACGACGCGUGGAAGGCAGCCUAACGGCUGGUUCGAUGCCGAGUGCCAGAGAGCGACAGAUGAGAAGAACCGUGCCAGGAGCCGCAUGCUCACUGCGGCUACGCGUCAGAACAGAGAGAGGUACAGGGUGGCAAGAGCUGCUGAAAAUAGAACCCACCGUCGGAAGAAGCGCGAGUACGAGGAGCAGGUGCUCGCCAGCGCAGAGGACAGCUAUGCUCAAAACGACGUGCGGAGAUUCUAUAGAACUGUCAACAGAGUCAGAAGCAGGAAUUUCCCGGUGCCGGUCAUGUGUAAUGACAAGGACGGCAACCUGCUUACUGAUAAACCGACGGUUGCAGCCAGGUGGAAGGAGCAUUUUCAGGCGCUAUUGAACGGUGAGGUGCCAGAUGAGCAGAGCAGGAACAGGAUGACGAUUAUGAGUGACGAACAAGCUGUGGAGCCACCAACACAGGAGGAGAGUUACAGGGUAUGGAUCUAUACGUCGUUAUGGAUCUAUACAAGGCGGAAGCUACUGAAUUGUUAUGCAUUGAGAUGGUAAACUAAUCCCUAGUUGCCAUAUACGUGGUUCUCUGUGCAACUUCACUAGCUCGGAUCCAUCACGGAGAAGCAACUACAAAAUGUGCGGUCGUUAAGCUAAAGCUUAUACUCAACACACAGGCGGUUCCAUAAGCUACUUAACCCUGGAGAAGUAAUUUUAUUUUGGCGUUGAAUUGAUGCAUGAAUUUUGAAUCAUUCAAGAUGCAAAUUUUUGUUUAAAACUCAAUAACUAGUGAUCAUUACGGUGUUAACACAUCGAUACAUAUCAAAUAUCAGAAUUCAGUUUUUUGGAAACCAAAACGGAUUCGCACUAUUUGAGAAAGAAGAGGGUAAUGUCACUAAAAGCGAGGAGUCAAAUUGACGCAGACUAUCUUUUUAGAGUUAAAAUAUGUUCCCUCAUAAUUCAAAUACUCCUAAUAAUACUUUUCAGUAUUGAAUAAAAUUAAAAGUCUCGCAUAUCCCCGUUUGCAUUCAUUUUACUGGUUUAGAGAAGUUAUUCAUACCACGAGGUUACAUAUAUCUGC